Messenger RNA from Nomascus leucogenys (northern white-cheeked gibbon), 2887 nucleotides. Lineage: Eukaryota; Metazoa; Chordata; Mammalia; Primates; Hylobatidae. The record is from RefSeq and is a predicted model, not a curated record.
CAGUGGGCACUCAUGCGCAGCGGAGGGUCCGGCGUCCGCCUUGGCGGGUGGGCGUGAUGACCCGCACUCCCCAAGCCACUGCGGGAUAGAGCGGGGCCGGGGGCUCUCAGGGGUGGCCGCGACCGGGGCGGCCCGGGACACGGCUGCGGAUUCCGGCCAACAGGCCCGGAGUCGCGGCCUCGGCUCCGCCGUGGGUGCACGGGCUAGGGCUGCGGGGACUCCUGUGGGCUCCGCGUCUGCGGCUGGCAGGAAUGGGGAUCGUCCCCAGAUCCCGCCUUCUGGGCAGGGCCUCCGCUGCCUGCGAUCCUGCCCACAGUCCAAGGAUCCUCCUCGCCUCUCGCGGACUGCGGUGUCAGCCGCCCGAGCCGUUCUCCGGACACCUGGCCAGGUGACAGCCUCCCACCUCCGCCUGGGGCGGGGGUGGUCUGCGAGUCCUCCUCACCCCCGGCAGACGUUCCCGAGCUCAGGAGGAAAAAAAAGACGAGGAAUGGGCUGCUUAUGAGUCUGUCGGUGUUGAUUUAGUAGUUGUGGAAUGUGAGCCCUGGGGAAAUAAGUGGAAGAGGCAUGGACCGUGUGGCUCCACUGGAGCGUUCGCGAAUGCCUCCUGGAGGAGGAGACCAACCAGAAAGAAGAGGCAGCGUCCAGCAACUGGACAAAGGCCAGAGGGCCUUUCUGGCAAGAGGACUGGGAGAUGGCUGGAGCUGUGUGGAUGGGCGCAAAUGGCUGAUGUCCAGCAACCGUCGACGUCAAGUAUCCACGCACCUGGCCUGAGUGGAUCCCUCUGCUUUUCAGAGUUUGGGAUAUGAGAUUGAAAAUGACAACUCGGAAUUUUCCUGAGAGAGAAGUACCCUGUGAUGUAGAAAUGGAAAGAUUCAGAAGGGAAGUUCCCUGCUUGUCCAGUUUAGGUGAUGGUUGGGACUGUGAGAACCAGGAGGGACACUUGAGGCAAUCAGCUUUAACUCUGGAGAAACCAGGGACUCAGGAAGCAAUUUGUGAAUAUCCUGGUUUUGGGGAGCAGUUGAUUGCAAGCUCAGACCUUCCACCAUCUCAGAGAGUUCUGGCAACAAAUGGUUUCCAUGCACCUGACUCAAAUGUUAGUGGUCUGGAUUGUGACCCCGCCUUACCCAGCUAUCCUAAAAGUUAUGCGGGUAAGAGAACUGGUGACAGCGAUGCCUGUGGAAAAGCCUUCAACCAUUCCAUGGAAGUUAUUCAUGGAAGAAAUCCAGUGAGAGAGAAGCCCUACAAAUACCCUGAAAGUGUUAAGUCUUUUAAUCAUUUUACCUCUCUUGGUCAUCAAAAAAUAAUGAAAAGAGGCAAGAAACUGUAUGAAGGUAAGAAUUUUGAGGACAUCUUUACCCUGAGCUCAUCACUUAAUGAAAACCAGAGAAAUCUCCCUGGCGAGAAACAAUAUAGAUGUACUGAAUGUGGCAAAUGCUUCAAACGGAACUCUUCUCUUGUUUUGCAUCACCGAACUCACACCGGAGAGAAGCCUUAUACUUGUAAUGAGUGUGGAAAGUCCUUCUCCAAGAACUACAACCUGAUUGUGCAUCAAAGGAUCCACACAGGAGAGAAGCCCUACGAAUGCAGUAAAUGUGGGAAAGCUUUCAGUGAUGGGUCAGCUCUGACGCAGCACCAGAGAAUUCACACAGGCGAGAAACCUUAUGAAUGCCUGGAGUGUGGAAAAACCUUCAACCGAAAUUCAUCCUUAAUUUUGCACCAAAGAACUCAUACAGGGGAAAAACCAUAUAGAUGUAACGAGUGCGGGAAACCCUUCACUGACAUCUCCCACCUUACAGUGCAUCUCAGAAUCCACACCGGUGAGAAGCCCUAUGAGUGUAGCAAAUGUGGAAAGGCUUUCCGGGAUGGCUCAUACCUCACCCAGCAUGAGAGGACUCACACUGGAGAAAAGCCCUUUGAGUGUGCAGAGUGUGGGAAAUCCUUCAACAGAAACUCUCACCUCAUUGUGCAUCAAAAGAUCCAUUCUGGGGAGAAACCCUAUGAAUGUAAAGAAUGUGGCAAGACUUUCAUUGAGAGUGCAUACCUCAUCAGGCACCAGAGGAUUCAUACUGGUGAGAAGCCCUAUGGCUGCAACCAGUGUCAGAAACUUUUCAGGAAUAUCGCUGGCCUCAUUAGGCACCAGAGGACUCAUACUGGUGAGAAGCCCUAUGAGUGUAAUCAAUGUGGCAAAGCCUUCAGGGACAGCUCCUGUCUGACCAAGCACCAGAGAAUUCACACUAAGGAGACCCCAUAUCAGUGUCCAGAAUGUGGGAAGUCCUUCAAGCAGAACUCUCACCUGGCAGUACAUCAGAGACUCCAUAGCAGGGAGGGUCCCAGCCAGUGUCCUCAGUGUGGAAAAACGUUCCAAAAGAGCUCAUCCCUUGUUCGACAUCAAAGAGCACACCUGGGAGAGCACCCCAUGGAAACCUAAUGGUUGGGGGCCACAUGAGUCUCCCAGUCCGCUCUCACUCCUGUGUUGAGGAGGCGUGUCUUAGAUCUGACUCCUCUCUGGUCAGUAGAAAAGAAUCCUUUAAGCUAUCCAGUGAAUUGAUGAAUGUGAGACAUUGCUGAGCCACACUGUUAAGUCUGCUCAUUGGGGAACUCGGGAGACAACUUAGGAUGAGGGCAGAAAAGUCUUUGGGGAUGAUUCAGUCUGUACCAAACAUGACAGCACACACACUGGAAUGAAACGUGCAAACAUGGGGGUGACACUUCCCACAGAGAGAGCCUGUGAAUGCAUUCAGAACAUGAUUGGAAUGAAGAGCCCUGUAGUAGGCAGUUUCCACCUUGUACAUAAGCAAACACUGAGUCAACUUUUUUUUUUUUUCCCAGACAGAGUCUCACUGUGCAGUGGCACGAUCUCCACUCACAGCAACCUCUGUCUCCCAGG